Molecule: messenger RNA, 2000 nt
Organism: Gossypium raimondii (Peruvian cotton)
Lineage: Eukaryota; Viridiplantae; Streptophyta; Magnoliopsida; Malvales; Malvaceae
Product: protein phosphatase 2C 70
Exons: 13
Coding region: 155-1903 (582 amino acids)
Biological process (GO): protein dephosphorylation
Molecular function (GO): protein binding; protein serine/threonine phosphatase activity; cation binding
Source: RefSeq, a predicted model, not a curated record
GAUUCGUUAAGGAAAAGAAAUGGCAAAUAGAAAAGAAAAUGAAAAAAUUGGGGGAAAAUGGUGAGCGACCAAUUCAAAGCGAGGUUCUCGCGAAGCAGAGCCGAAUCUGAAAUCGUAGUGUGAGAGGAGAGAGAAGAGAGGACGCUGACCGACUAUGGCGAUGCUAGAAAGCAUUGUCGUUUUCACUCUCCUUCUCCUUAUGUUGAUCCUUAUCAUUAUCCUCAUUCUCUUCGCCUUCAAACCAUGGCGUUUCUUCUCCUCCCUUUUCUCUUUCCCUUCUCGUUCUCGCUCCAUCAAGGUUGAAGACGUAGAGAGGCCUCUAGUAUCAGAUGAUGUCAAUCACAGUCAAGAUCAAAGCAAUGAUUUGACAAGAAAUUAUGACUUAGAGGGUGCGUGUUACCAAAGUGAAGCUCUUUUGCGCUCACCUCGUAAUAAGGGACUUGUUCACAAACAGCGGCUACCCUCUGCAUCUCCCCAUCAGGGUGAUAGCUUGGUUCUAGAAAUAUCUGAUCCUUCAGAGGAUCUUUUGGUUGGUCAGACGCUAAAGCACCCAUUGGCGACAGAGCACCUAAUUGAAGCGCUAAAACUUGGUAGGCCUGAAAAUCAAAAUGAAAACAGUAUACAAGAGUUUGUGCCCAAAGUUAUCAGUGAUCAACGAAGUUGCCUCUCUCUUGAGGUUGUCUCUGGUCCUUCUCGUGGAAUUCGCUGUUCUGUGCAGUCAACAAACCCUUCAAGGUUGCCGUUGACCCUAGGGAGAGUUUCUCCGAGUGAUUUAUUAUUGAAGGAUGCAGAGGUUUCCGGAAAGCAUGCAAUGAUAACUUGGAAUUCAAAUAAACUGAAAUGGGAGCUGGUAGAUAUGGGUAGCCUCAAUGGAACGCUACUGAAUUCUCAACCAAUUAAUCAUCCUGAUUCUGGAAGUAGGCAAUGGGGCCAUCCAACGGAACUUGCAAGUGGAGACACAAUAACACUUGGCACAACCUCAAACAUACAAGUUCGUAUUUUAUCCCAAAAUGAGUGCAUGGUACCUUUUGGAGUUGGUAUGAUUUCGGACCCUAUGUCGUUGCGUCGAGGGGGAAAGAAACUUCCCAUGGAAGAUGUUUGCUAUUACCAAUGGCCUCUUCCCGGCAUUGAUCAGUUUGGAGUGUUUGGUAUCUGUGAUGGGCAUGGUGGUGUUGAGGCUGCCAAAUCUGCGAGCAAGAUUCUGCCAGAGAUGCUUGCUACCAUUUUAUCGGAUUCUGUUAUAAGAGAGAGGGUUUUGUCACAGCAUGAUGCCUCAGAUGUUCUUAAAGAUGCAUUCCUUCGAGCAGAAGCGAGCAUGAAUAACUAUUAUGAGGGCUGUACUGCAACAGUUCUUCUUGUUUGGGCUAAUGCUGACGAAAAUUUCUAUGCACAAUGUGCAAAUGUUGGGGAUUCAGCAUGUCUUAUGAAUGUCGGAGGUAAGCAGAUUAAGAUGACAGAAGACCAUAAAAUAAGUAGUUAUUCUGAAAGACUCCGAAUGGAAGGAAUGGGGGAGCCAUUAAGAGAUGGGGAGACACGUCUAUGUGGUUUGAACCUCGCAAGGAUGCUUGGAGACAAGUUUGUGAAGCAGCAAGAUUCACGCUUUAGUUCUGAGCCUUUUAUAAGUGAAUCUGUGCAUAUCAAUCAAACAAGUGGGGCAUUUGCACUGCUGGCUAGCGAUGGGUUCUGGGAUGUUGUUACUGCUAAGAAGGCAAUCCAGUUAGUUGCUCAGGAGAGGGAGAAAGAGUUGAUGGCAGAGUCGGAGAAGGAGAAUUUGGCAGAGAAGAUUGCGAAUGUUUUGUUGAAUGAGGCUAGAACACAGCGAACGAAAGAUAACACCUCAAUUAUUUUCUUAGAUUUUGACAGUACAUCUAGAAGAAUAUCUUGUAAAGUUGAUGAUCCCUAGUUCUUUUUUCUUUUUCUUUUAAAGGAUUUUAUAAUUUAGUGUGAAAAACUAUAUAUUAAUUAUUUCAAAUGUAAUGCUCAUUUCUAGCUUGAACUUA